Molecule: messenger RNA, 363 nt
Organism: Aspergillus nomiae NRRL 13137
Lineage: Eukaryota; Fungi; Ascomycota; Eurotiomycetes; Eurotiales; Aspergillaceae
Exons: 3
Coding region: 1-363 (120 amino acids)
Source: RefSeq, a predicted model, not a curated record
AUGCCCACAGCCCUUCAGUCAACAGCCGUAGGCUGGCUCUUAAUCUCCCUCGGCCACACGCUCUCAGCAAAGGACUGGCAAUCCCUCCCCCAAGCCCGCACUCUCCCUAAUCUCGCCUACACCUGUGCCCGAGCAGGCUGGUUCCAGGGGAGUGGGUUCUUUCUGAUGAACGCUUUGAUAAACUACAGCUGGUCGCAAAACCCGGCUCUGUUGAACGACCCUAUUAACCGGGCUGUCGCGGCAUUGAUGACGGCUAUUGUGGGGGUUAGCUCCGGGUGGUAUUUGAAACGCGGGGUCAAGAGUAACGGCAUCGUGGUUGCGCUGAUGGGGGCUUUGCAGGCUUGGGCUGCUUUUGGGAAUUGA